AAUACGACGACGCGAUUUUGCCUCCCUCUUACGAUUUUCCUGGAAACUCUGCUAAACCCUAGAAAUUUAAGAGAGAGAGAGAGAGAGAGAGAGAGAAUGCCUCAGGUCAGGAUCAUAGCCAAGAACUUCAUGGACAUGGUGGCCUCGUUGCCUGCCAUGAAGCUCGACAAUCUCUACUCCAAUGCAUUCAUCUGCGAAGCCAUUCUUAGGUCGCUGCCUCCUCUGGCGAAGAAAUAUGUUCUGCAGAUGCUGUGCAUUGACGGUCCGAUAAGCGCCAAGUCGAUGCAGGAGUGGGUACUCGCAGAUGGAGCCUCCAAGCACAAAGUCGCCGUUGAUCGUUUGCUUCAGUUGAGAAUAUUCACUGAAACUGUCGACAGGAAAAGGGAAACAAGUUAUAGAUUAAAUCCAGUAUUUCAGAGUAACCUUCAGAAGCUUUUAGUAAGUGGUGAAGUUUUGCCUGGAGAACCACUACCUAGCAGUAUUACAGCAAGGCUACCAAGCUUGGAGGAGCUUGAUGUUUUUGCCAUUGAACAAUGGGAGUGUUUCAUGUUGCAACUUAUAAACUCAUCCCAAGCUGAAAGACCAUCGAACAUCAGCUCUUCCACAAUGAAAGUUUUCCAGCGUGGCCUUUUGACUCAGAGGGAUAAAGAAGCUCCACGCUUGACAGAAAGUGGUUUCCAGUUCUUGCUUAUGGAUACAAAUGCACAACUUUGGUAUAUUAUCAGAGAAUAUAUCUCUAACUCUGAGGAUAGAGGUGUAGAUCCAGCAGAUUUGAUUUCAUUCCUUCUAGAGCUUAGUUUUCAUGUCACCGGUGAGGCCUAUAACAUCAGCUCCUUGACCGAUAUUCAGAGGGAGACAAUCAAGGACCUUGCAGACUUGGGAUUAGUGAAACUUCAGCAGGGUAGGAAGGAGAGUUGGUUUAUACCAUCAAAAUUAGCUACAAAUCUCUCUAUGAGCUUAACAGAUUCGUCAUCACGGAAACAGGGAUUUGUGGUUGUCGAAACAAACUUUAGGAUGUAUGCCUACUCAACUUCUAAAUUACAUUGUGAAAUUUUGCGUCUUUUCUCAAGGAUAGAAUAUCAGCUUCCAAACCUGAUAGUUGCGGCAAUAACAAAAGAAAGCUUAUACAACGCUUUUGAAAAUGGCAUUACUGCUGAGCAGAUAAUUUCAUUUCUUCAGCAAAAUGCACAUCCUCGUGUUGCGGAAAGAAUACCAUCUGUACCUGAGAAUGUUACUGAUCAGAUGAGGUUGUGGGAGGCAGAUCUGAACAGGGUUGAGAUGAUCCCUGCCCAUUGUUACGACGAGUUUCCUUCGAGGGAAGUUUUUGAGGGUGCUUGUGAAUUUGCACGGGAAGGUAACGGUUUCUUGUGGGAGGACUCGAAGAAGAUGCGUCUGAUUGUCAAAGCGGAAAUCCACAAGAAUAUGCGAGAAUACCUCAGCCGUUCGAAGUAGUAGGCGCACAUUAUACACUUUCCCAUUCUUUAAAAUUAACAAAUGGUGGGAGGAAGAGGCCUGUGCUGCUCAGCAUACAAGUAACAAUAUAGUGGUAUAUUUUACCAGUGUUUCCUAUUUAGCAGGAGUUACUCGCUGUCUGGCCUUGUGCAAAAGAAUCGAGACGGAUAAGCGGAAAGUUUAUUUGAAGGCCGACAUGUUGCACCGAGAGAUCAUGGAAUCCGUCAUUAGUACUCGUAUAUGGAUAAUUUAUUUUUGAAAGUUAUUGUUUCAAUCCUGAAAUUCACCUAAACAGAUGAGGAGAAAAAGGAGGAGUCCCGCUGUUCUGGUACUUGUAGUUCGUAACUUCACAUACAGAUUGUGUAAAAUUUUCCAAUCCAGCGAGCUUUAAAAUAUUUUUUUCUCAGUUUUUACCGUCUAAACUGUUAAUUUUUAGUUCAGUUUUUCUGAAGAGCCUUACUGUGAAGUACCUUGUCCAGGGAGAUUACUUAUUAG
Messenger RNA from Morus notabilis, 1947 nucleotides. RefSeq names its product general transcription and DNA repair factor IIH subunit TFB2. The coding region runs from base 97 to 1452 and encodes 451 amino acids. The record is from RefSeq and is a predicted model, not a curated record. The transcript is spliced from 15 exons. Gene Ontology annotation, cellular component: transcription factor TFIIH core complex; transcription factor TFIIH holo complex. NCBI's taxonomy places the organism in Eukaryota, Viridiplantae, Streptophyta, Magnoliopsida, Rosales, Moraceae. Gene Ontology annotation, molecular function: double-stranded DNA binding; ATPase activator activity. Gene Ontology annotation, biological process: nucleotide-excision repair.